CAUCAAUGAAAGCAUCUCCUUUUACCCACGCCAGACAGGUAAAAAGACAGCUGAGUAAAUCAGCAUUAGAUGCAAGAGCGGAAGCUCAGUCAGAGGGAGGGGGUGGAAGGAGGGUGUUUGAAAGCCUGCCAUUGGUGAGCUUACCAGAGGCAUCUGCCAGUGGGACUUCAAUGGAAUGUGAAACCAAAUCAUUUUGAAGUUAAAGAUAGACACAGUAUACACCAGGAUCUAGAAGCUGGAUUUUAAACUCAGAGUUCUCCCUAGAAUUUCAGGGAGUUCUGUUAUGAUCUCUGUUGCAAUUAAGAAUCUGGCUCAAGUUUGUUCUUUUACUGAAUUUGCUAAGAGUUCACCUAUGUUCUGGAUGUACUGGAAUUAAAAGGAUUUAAGAGAUCAUGGGAUGCAUACUCUAGGAUAAAUAGGAUUUACCAACCCCUGGAUGAAGUGCUUGGAAAGUCUUUAAAUGCCACAAGCAACUGUCAUUUCAAAGAAAAGAGAAUAGAUGGUUUUGGAAAGUUCAUGCUGCUUCUUCAUUGAGUUUUAGAAUGAUUGAAGAUAGUGGGAAAAGAGGAAAUACCAUGGCAGAAAGAAGACAGCUGUUUGCAGAAAUGAGGGCUCAAGAUCUGGAUCGCAUUCGACUCUCUACCUACAGAACAGCAUGCAAGCUUAGGUUUGUUCAGAAGAAAUGCAAUCUGCACCUGGUGGACAUUUGGAACGUCAUAGAAGCACUGCGGGAAAAUGCUCUGAACAACCUGGACCCAAACACAGAACUCAAUGUGGCCCGCUUGGAGGCCGUACUCUCCACCAUCUUCUACCAGCUCAACAAACGAAUGCCAACCACUCACCAAAUCCACGUGGAGCAGUCCAUCAGCCUUCUGCUUAAUUUCCUGCUUGCAGCUUUCGAUCCGGAAGGCCAUGGUAAAAUUUCAGUAUUUGCUGUCAAAAUGGCUUUGGCCACGUUGUGUGGAGGGAAGAUCAUGGACAAGUUAAGAUAUAUUUUCUCAAUGAUUUCGGACUCCAGUGGAGUGAUGGUUUAUGGACGAUAUGACCAGUUCCUUCGGGAGGUUCUCAAACUACCCACAGCAGUUUUUGAAGGUCCUUCGUUUGGUUACACGGAACAGUCGGCGAGAUCCUGUUUCUCCCAACAGAAAAAAGUCACGUUAAAUGGCUUUUUGGACACACUCAUGUCAGAUCCUCCUCCUCAAUGUCUGGUCUGGUUGCCUCUUCUGCAUCGACUGGCGAAUGUAGAAAAUGUCUUCCAUCCAGUUGAGUGUUCCUACUGCCACAGUGAGAGUAUGAUGGGAUUUCGCUACCGAUGCCAACAGUGUCACAAUUAUCAGCUCUGUCAGGACUGCUUCUGGAGGGGACACGCCGGUGGUUCCCAUAGCAACCAGCACCAAAUGAAAGAGUACACGUCAUGGAAAUCACCUGCUAAGAAGAUAACUAAUGCAUUAAGCAAGUCUCUGAGCUGUGCUUCCAGCCGGGAACCUUUGCACCCCAUGUUCCCAGAUCAGCCUGAGAAGCCACUCAACUUGGCUCACAUCGUUGAUACUUGGCCUCCCAGACCUGUAACCAGCAUGAACGACACCCUGUUCUCCCACUCUGUUCCCUCCUCAGGAAGUCCUUUUAUUACCAGGAGGUUACCUGAGGGGAUAAGUGCGUCCAGCCUGGUGGCUGAAGAGCAUUCGCUCAUAAAGCUAUAUGCAAAUCAGCUUGAGCACGAAGCACGCUCUCCUCCCAAGGACAGUGAAGUAGAGCAGAACAAACUGCUGGCUAGGGCUGCACCAGCUUUUCUGAAGGGCAAAGGGAUACAAUACAGCCUGAAUGUGGCAGACAGGCUAGCUGAUGAACAUGUUCUCAUCGGUUUAUAUGUCAACAUGCUCCGGAACAACCCAUCAUGUAUGCUUGAGAGUUCAAACCGGCUGGAUGAAGAACACAGGCUGAUUGCCAGGUACGCGGCAAGGCUGGCAGCAGAGUCCUCCUCGUCUCAGCAAGCUCAGCAAAGAACUGCUCCUGACAUCUCCUUCACUAUCGAUGCAAACAAGCAGCAAAGGCAGCUGAUUGCAGAACUAGAAAACAAGAACAGAGAAAUCUUACAGGAGAUUCAGAGACUGAGGCUAGAGCAUGAACAAGCUUCUCAGCCCACACCAGAGAAGGCACAGCAGAAUCCCACCCUACUGGCAGAACUCCGGCUCCUCAGACAGCGCAAGGAUGAGCUGGAACAAAGAAUGUCUGCUCUCCAGGAGAGCCGGAGAGAGCUAAUGGUCCAGUUAGAAGGGCUCAUGAAGCUACUAAAGACGCAGGGGGCAGGCUCUCCUCGCUCCUCCCCCAGCCACACCAUCAGCAGACCAAUCCCCAUGCCCAUCCGGUCAGCUUCAGCCUGCUCCACCCCGACACACACGCCUCAGGACUCUCUCACGGGGGUAGGGGGAGAUGUACAAGAGGCGUUCGCACAAAGCUCAAGAAGAAACUUAAGGAAUGACCUGCUCGUGGCUGCAGAUUCUAUCACUAACACCAUGUCCUCUCUCGUGAAAGAGCUGAAUUCUGAGGUGGGGAGUGAAACGGAGAGUAAUGUGGAUUCUGAAUUUGCACGGACUCAGUUUGAGGAUCUGGUUCCAUCUCCAACCUCUGAAAAGACUUUUCUAGCGCAAAUCCAUGCCCGAAAACCCGGGUACAUUCAUGGUGGAGCUACCACAAGCACCAUGCGCAGCGACCUGGUUACAGAAGAUGGAGACUCCUAUGUGCGGCCUGAGGAUGAAAACUAUGAAAAUGACUCUGUCCGGCAGCUAGAGAAUGAGCUCAAAAUGGAGGAGUACCUGAAACAAAAGCUACAGGAUGAAGCCUAUCAGGUCAGCUUGCAAGGUUGAAUGCAAUAUCCUUUUAUCACUCUCCUCUCAAGCAAGCUAUAGUCAGACAGAUGAUGAAAGUAACAUGAAAACGUGAUGCUGGAGAGCCCUGCACCCACACAGAGGAGGAAGACAGCAACGGGCAGCAGCCUCACCGAAGAGAGGAGCCUCCACACCCAGCGGCUUCUGACAGCCCCCCACCCCUAACAAUGUGUUCUGAUGACUAUAGUGCAGCUAACUUUUUGUUCUGAGAUUUGUAGUUCAUAGAUGUGUGUUUUAAGAAAGAAAAACAAAGACUUCUGUUCCAAGCUAACUUAUCAGCUACAUCUUCUGUAACAUGACUCAUCUCCGGUUAAAAACAAACACAGGCUGAAAACCCAUGCUGUCGUUACACACGAUGGCAGUAUUAAGCAUUUUAAACCUUUGCACACGAUAUCGAAACUGUUCAGUUUACAAUGACAAUACUAAUACUGUUUAUAGCUAGAAUUUUGAUUUCUGGAUUCCUUGAGAUUUUAGCAAAACAGUUUACUAUACACUGUACAUUUUUUUCCACAGUAAUUGGAAAAAAACAACCACUUGCAAUUACUCACUAAUCCUGAAGGAUUUGUUUCCUGAGUGUACAAACUCAGAGCCAGGAAACCAAGAAGGGUUCUUGGCCUGCACAGUCUCCAGCUGACUCCAAGUCUCUGUGAGCAGUGACUUGAACCAAACACACUGGGAAUAAUCCAUUCUUUGGGACUUCUUUCCAACUCGGGGUUGUUUUCUUUCAAGAUACUCUAACAAAUCAGCCAUAGAAUUUAGUGUAAAUAUUUUUUCCAAAUAGAUAAUCAUAUUCAAAAAUAGGCAACAUUCAAAUUAUAUAGAAUCUAGUUUUUAAAAUCAGCACAGAUCUUCUUAAAAACUGUGAACUAUGUUUUGAAAUACUCGUUACUAAAGCUGUUUAUAAACCACAGGUGCCAUAAGAUCCCCAAACCGACUAAAGUUAACUAUGCUCUCCCAUGGUCUUGGUCCUCCAUUUUAGCUUUAGGGCGCAUGUCUUUAACAGCACUGCUCAUUCACGAGUUCCUCUAUCAGGUUGUUCGGAGGCCUUCAGCUUUAAAUGUACAGGCUUAAAGUGCGCUUGCAACUGUUUGCUCUCCUUUGAUUUCUGAAUGUUUAUUGCCUUAGCUGGCCACCUGGUGUUCUGCAUGCAGCCUUCUGUGGUCAUGUGAAAGGAGACUGGCUCUUCUAAGUUGCGUUGGGAUUUUGCACUCAGUAAAAAGCUGAAGUGUGAAAGAACCGUCAAAGACAAGAGGAUAAAAGACUUUGUUGACUGUCCUUUAUGAGGGCCCUCUUUAGGGAGACCUAAAGACCGCUGGUAGGGUUUCUGGGGGGAAUGAAAACGUAAUCUUCUACUUAUUUAAAGAUGUGUUUGGCAAAAGCCUGCACUAUAUUGGCUAUAUUAUACCUAAAUUAGCAGCUUCUCUGGAAUUCCUGUUUCUCCUUUAAAAGAAAGAAGAGAAUAUAAUUUCUGAACAGUGGUUUUCAAAGUAUGUUCCCUACGAUGCAUCAGCAUCACUUGAGAAUAUCUUAGAAAUGCAAAUUUUGGGGCCCCCAACUCAGGCCCACUGAACCCCAAACUCUAAGGGUCAGGUUCAGCCAUCUUUUUAUCAGCCCUCUGGGUGAAUCUGCUGCAUACUAAAGGUUUAGAAUAAAGCUGUAUAAUAAAGUCUCUGGAAAAGGUUUGUUCAGUAUAAGAAAGACUAUGAGUCAACCUCAAAGCUUGAGCAGUUCAAUUUCGCUUCCAGAGUGGGCAAAAACCUUCUCCUACCCUCACAUACCUACUCCAUAGUGGGUGGGUACCCAGCCAAGAACAGAUCCUCUUACAUCUUCAAGCUCCCCCUGCAGAGGGCUGUAAGAUGUUCAUGUACCUACAUUUGGUCAGAAACCAUCUCUGUAAUUGCCUUUUGGAACAAAAUGGCUAGCCUUGGGGAUAGUAAUGUGCUUGAUUGACAUUAGUAAGGAGCCCAUUCUGUCCUUUGAUGUACUUAAUCAUACUUCCCUCCAGAGAGCCCACCUGACAAAUGCCCCUGAGCACAGGCUGACACCAAAGUGGCACAACUGCACAGUUCUCAGACUUCUUUGCACAGAUGGGUUUUAUUGCGGGUUUUGUUGGUGUGUCUUAACGUUCAUCUCUUCCCCACUGCUCAUCCUCCGUGAAACCAUACCUCUCUAGAUGCAGCAGGUGGCCAAUGGUGCCUCAUUCUCGGUACUGAAAACCACUACAUCCCAGCUACCUACAUUGCAGUCAGGUCGAAAUCAUUGCCAGGUAGUCCUGGAACUCAGAACUCAGCCCACAUCAAGUGGCACUUGGCCACUGACUGAACUGAGCUGACAUAUACUGUAUCUUUGCGUUUCUACACCAAAAUGUCCGUCCAAGGUUUGAACUGUUCUGCUGGUAACCUUCCCCCUUGUCAUAGCUUUCAUUGCCAACCAACUCCAUCACAUGAUUACCAUCAUACAAAGUCAUUGCAAGGACUCUGGAAACUGCCGCCAGUGACCAAUUUCUGACUAACCAGCCACCUUUUCUUUCUCUUAGCUCCACGUCAGCACUGAGACCAGACUCAAGCACCCCUGUCCUGUAACCGAGACAAAAUGGCGUGUAUUGUUUUGGGUUUUCGUG
Tupaia belangeri chinensis (Chinese tree shrew) is the source of this 5505-nucleotide messenger RNA. It is a transcript of the gene DTNA, whose product is annotated as dystrobrevin alpha. Gene Ontology annotation, molecular function: zinc ion binding. Lineage: Eukaryota; Metazoa; Chordata; Mammalia; Scandentia; Tupaiidae. The transcript is spliced from 25 exons. The record is from RefSeq and is a predicted model, not a curated record. Gene Ontology annotation, biological process: synaptic signaling. Bases 543 to 2864 code for a protein of 773 amino acids. Gene Ontology annotation, cellular component: synapse; plasma membrane.